CACUCACUCACUCUCCUACUCUCCACUCUGCCACCCUUCAAACAAUCUGAGCCUCUACGCCCAUUGUUUUUCUUUCACUCUCAAAACUCUGCAAAGACAGAGAAAGAGAGCAAAAGGUAUGGCAAUUUCAUUCACAAUUUCCCAUAUUACCCCUCUCGUAUUCUUUUAUUUACUCCUCCUAUCCUCCUCCUCUAAAACCACCACUGCCACUGCUCUCAACAUAACCUCUAUCCUCUCCUCCUUCCAAAACCUAUCCUCCUUUUCCUCCCUCCUUUGCUCCACCUCCGUCGCCUCUGACUUCACCCGCAGCGACCCCAUUACUUUACUCGCCGUCCCAAACUUAUACCUCUCGCUUUCUCCUUCCUCCGACGUCACGCGCCGCCUCCCACCAUCCUCUCUUGGCGACAUUCUCCGCUACCACAUUCUCCUACAAUACUUCUCCUGGACCGACCUCCUCCAGAUCCCACCCUCCGGCGUUCUCGUAACCACUCUCCUCCAAACAACAGGCCGGGCCCGUUCCAACUUCGGCGCCGUUAAUAUCACCCGUAACCCUUUAACCAACUCCAUCACAAUCCAAUCACCCGCUCCCUACUCCCCCUCAAACGCCACCGUUUUGUCCUUAAUCAAAACCCUCCCUUACAACAUCACAAUCCUAGCCAUUAAUUCGCUCCUUGUUCCCUACGACUUCAAUCUAAUGGCUUCCGAAACCCGCCCUCCCCUUGGCCUCAACAUUACCAAAGCCCUAAUCGACGGGCACAAUUUCAACGUCGCGGCCUCGAUGUUAUCCGCUUCUGGCGUUGUUGACGAAUUCGAAGCCGACGAAGGCGGUGCUGGGAUCACUCUCUUUGUCCCCACCGACGGCGCCUUCGCCGAUCUUCCUGGAAACGUGAAAUUGCAGUCGCUUCCAGCUGAUAAGAAAUCGGUGGUUCUAAAAUUCCACGUGCUUCAUUCUUAUUACCCUUUGGGUUCACUGGAGUCCAUCGUGAACCCAGUUCAACCCACAUUAGCGACGGAAGAUAACGGCGCUGGCAGCUUCACUCUCAACAUUUCCAGAGUCAACGGAUCCGUGGCGAUCGAUUCAGGAAUCGUUCAAGCAUCGGUUACCCAAACGGUUUUCGAUCAAAACCCCGUUGCAAUUUUCGGGGUUUCCAAGGUUUUGUUGCCUAGAGAGAUUUUUGGGAAAGAUCCGACGGUGGUAACAGCAAAACCGGGGAAUGCAGUGGUGGGGACAACGGUUCCACCACCGGAAAUAUCUCCAUCGCCAGAGAAUUCACCUGGGUUAAGUGGCCCAGCAUCACAUCUUUCGUCACCGCCGGGGUUUCGAGAAGAGAUAAAAUCGGACGGUCAGAGAUAUCGAGUGCAGAGCUGCAUUGUUGCUCUGUGUUGUAUAGGAUUGUAUCUACUGGUAUGAGCUUGAAGCAUAAUUAUUUUCAUAUUUUUUUCACUCUAAAUUACUGGAUUCUAAAUUCUAUCUCCAGUGCAUCAAUUUUUCUUCCCUUUUCUUGUUGUAAAAUGUAAAUCUUUUCAUUUUGGUAAUAUAGUAUCCUGCAUAUGUAUCAUUUCAAUAAUUAAUGGAAUUUUCAAGAACAUUCAUGCUUAAUCUCUUUUUAUACAGUAAAUUCAUAUUUUUGAUUAUUUGGUAGAUAAAAAAAUCCGGGUCUUCCAAAUUCAACAGUCAAGACCCAAUUUUUUUUUCUUUUUCUGUUUACCCUUCUGUAGCAAUUACAAAACUAUAAAGAACCAAACUUUUCCAUCAAAAUCCUGACUUCUCAGAGCUUUGCAGCACCACCAGUUUUCCCAAAGUUUUGAUUUUUUUUGGGAAUGGGCAAAAAGCGGCUUGUUUUGGCCGGUAGAGCAAAGUUGCUACAAGAAGCUAAAGUGGGGGCAGUUUAGUAAAAAGAGAAAUGCAUGCAUUUUACAAGAAAACUGCAGAGAGGCUGAGAGAGGGUGAGAGAAUCUAACAUGUUUUGGACUGUUAUGGCGUUUUGCUAGAUUUUUUUUUAUCAAGUCAUUGCAUUGCUGUAAGGGCAGUAGUGAAGAAAGCAAAGAAAGUGGGUGACAGAAGGCAGGGUGACGGAGGAUUCUGGCCUGGUCCCAUGAUUUUCUACGGUUGAGAUACGACAUUGAGUUUAAGUGAAAGCGUGCUUAGCUGUUUGAUUGCUUGAUAAGAUCAGUGUGAAAAUAAAAAAAAGAAAAGGACAGCGUACGGGGGGAGAUCAAGGGUGAGGUGUGCUCGCAGCUCAGCUUUAAUUGAGUUCUUGUUGGUUCCGUGUAAAAUGUAAGACGUGGGCACUUGUCUGAUAGUUACUGCAUUUUGAGAGACUUUGUCACGAUUUCAAAAGAAAAGGGUUGAUGGGUCCGGUUGGAGAACUUUUGGAUACUGCCUUUGGCAAGGGAACCCC
Molecule: messenger RNA, 2402 nt
Organism: Durio zibethinus
Lineage: Eukaryota; Viridiplantae; Streptophyta; Magnoliopsida; Malvales; Malvaceae
Source: RefSeq, a predicted model, not a curated record